GAAAGGUGCAAUUAGCACGUCCGAGGCAUAGCCGCGGGGCAGCCGCGCUAGCGGUUGUCCCUCGGUGCUGCCUCGGGAUCCUCGUUCUCUGUAUUCUCCCUUCGCCUGUCUCCUCCCUCAACCACACACGCCAGACCAGCACCAUGAAACUCGUUCGGUUUUUGAUGAAACUCACGAACGAGACUAUCUCAAUUGAAUUAAAAAAUGGAACAAUCGUAAACGGCACCAUCACGUCGGUGGACAUGCAAAUGAACACGCACCUAAAAGCUGUAAAAAUGACCGUCAAGGACAGAGAACCUGUGCCUCUGGAGACGCUCUCCAUUCGGGGGAGCAAUGUCCGUUACUUUAUUCUUCCAGACUCGCUACCCUUGGACACGCUGCUCAUUGACGACUCGCCUAAGCCCAAGCAGAAGAAAAAGGAAACGCGUGGCCGCGGCAGGGGCCGCGGACGAGCCAGGGCUCGUGGCCGUGGUCGGCGGGGUUUCUAAGUGGGGGCUUAGUGGCGUCACACGAAGCUACACAGCCUUGAAAACAAAAAACA
Messenger RNA from Schizosaccharomyces japonicus yFS275, 541 nucleotides. RefSeq names its product Sm snRNP core protein Smd1. Gene Ontology annotation, molecular function: RNA binding. The transcript is spliced from 3 exons. Bases 144 to 488 code for a protein of 114 amino acids. Gene Ontology annotation, biological process: RNA processing; spliceosomal snRNP assembly. Gene Ontology annotation, cellular component: U5 snRNP; cytoplasm; U2 snRNP. Lineage: Eukaryota; Fungi; Ascomycota; Schizosaccharomycetes; Schizosaccharomycetales; Schizosaccharomycetaceae. The record is from RefSeq and is a predicted model, not a curated record.